This is a messenger RNA of Talaromyces atroroseus, 414 nucleotides long. RefSeq lists its product as hypothetical. The record is from RefSeq and is a predicted model, not a curated record. Lineage: Eukaryota; Fungi; Ascomycota; Eurotiomycetes; Eurotiales; Trichocomaceae. The coding region runs from base 1 to 414 and encodes 137 amino acids. The transcript is spliced from 2 exons.
AUGGCCCAUCGCAUCCCUGUUAUCCUGUGCGGCAGGACCGAGAAAAUAGGCACUGCCGUCAUUGCGGCCCUCAAGCCUGAGUUUGAAGUUCCCGAGACUGGCGUCGUGCAAAUCCCAGCUCUGUUGCGCGGUGACAAGAUAGGACCUUCCCAGAGCGAAUUAGGCACCAAGAACUAUGAGCGUGGCGUGAGUGCCAUUAUCCUGGGUGCGGGGUAUGACGAUCAAGCCAUCAAGCAGCUGCGCGAGGCGGCGGGCAGCGUCUCAUCAGUGCCCUGGCUACGGCCCGAUACCACCAAGCCCACGCCUCCUCUGGGCGCGGCGUACGGACAGGCCUUGGUCGAUCGCAUCAAAGAGACUGUGAAGCGCUUGCAGGGGAACGGGGGGAUGGAGAAGGAUGCCGAGGUUUGGUACUAG